UUGUAUGCCUAUCGACUCCAAAACGUCGAAUUUCCAAGUGCCGCUUCAGUUCAUAGCACGAAAUGGCUCUAAACCCUGCAUCCUUCUCACUCACUCGUAAAAUCCCGUUCCUAAACCGGUUCGUUGGUUGUUCUCGUAGACCCUCUUUGCAUUCUUGUACUGUGUCUAGGAUUGCAGCAAAUCCAGUUCAAAUAAGGGGCUUUAGGAGAUCUUCUAUGUGCCAGUCCCACUCAUUUGCCCUGAAUUCCGGCAUUGAAGUCGGGCUUAAGGACUUGGGUCGUUCUGAAAUAGGUUUUAGGCAACUGGGUUAUGACCGGUUUCGUCUCUCGGUUGUUUCCGAUAGUGGGUCGGGUGGAACUGGUGGAGGCGGCAGCUCUGGUGAUGGAAACUAUGGCGGCGGAGGUGACGGCGGUGCAAACAGUGAAGGCGGUGGUCGUGAUGAAAACAAUUGGUCAUUGCUUUCGUGGUAUUUGGAUCUUCUUGCAAAGUAUCCUGUUGCAACAAAAGCUCUGACAUCUGCCCUUUUAACUCUUACUGGGGAUAUAGUCUGCCAGCUUGUCAUUGAUAAAGCUCCGUACCUGGACCUGAAAAGAACGUUCUUGUUUACCCUGUUGGGGCUGGUGUUAGUAGGUCCGACAUUGCAUUUCUGGUAUUUGUAUCUAAGCAAACUGGUAACGAUGCCUGGAGCAUCAGGUGCAUUCCUGCGUCUCGUACUUGAUCAGUUUCUUUUUGCUCCUAUAUUCAUUGGAGUUUUCUUAUCAACAUUGAUGACGCUGGAGGGAAAACGUUCACAAGUUGUACCCAAGCUUCAACAGGAGUGGUUUUCUGCUGUGCUAGCUAAUUGGCAACUGUGGAUACCUUUCCAAUUUCUUAACUUUCGGUUUGUCCCACAGCAAUUCCAGGUCCUUACUGCUAACUUUAUAUCUUUGACAUGGAAUGUUAUCCUAUCAUUCAAAGCUCACAAAGAGGUUCUUCAAAAUUAGGUCUCAAGAGAGAUCACACGAGGAGUACGCAAAGUUCAUCGAACCUUGCUAAAUUCAUUGGUUUAUGGGCAGCGUGUUUGGUUUAUUGUUCAUAUAUUCGCAUAGCAUCAUCUUAUAAGCUUGCAAAACACUGGAGAUUAUCGAUAAACAAGAUCAACUAAGGGCGAUUAAAAUCAACAAAUAUAACAUAUUAUUUUAUUUUUAUA
Molecule: messenger RNA, 1189 nt
Organism: Malus domestica (apple)
Lineage: Eukaryota; Viridiplantae; Streptophyta; Magnoliopsida; Rosales; Rosaceae
Product: protein sym-1
Cellular component (GO): cytoplasm; membrane
Source: RefSeq, a predicted model, not a curated record